Molecule: messenger RNA, 1292 nt
Organism: Calliphora vicina (urban bluebottle blowfly)
Lineage: Eukaryota; Metazoa; Arthropoda; Insecta; Diptera; Calliphoridae
Gene: Mettl4
Product: Methyltransferase like 4
Exons: 1
Coding region: 148-1236 (362 amino acids)
Cellular component (GO): nucleus
Molecular function (GO): methyltransferase activity
Source: RefSeq, a predicted model, not a curated record
AUUCUAAUGUAUUACACAAAAAAACAGUUUCAACUAAAAAUAUGUAUAUAAAUGGUUACUUGUAUCUGUUUAGCAUAAGUAACCACUUGGUUACAACACUAAAAAAAUAAAACUUAACUUUUGGAAUUAGUCUACCACAACAGAAACAUGCAAAAUAUCGCUAUUGAUAAUAAAAUUUGUGUAUUUUUAAAUCAUCAUAAAUUAAUUCAAGAUCUCUAUCAACAACACUCAGAAUCCAACCUUGAAUCAUAUUCGUUAAAACAGCAGCUAUUCAAUUUUAAACCCAAACCGGUCGCCUUUGCUUUGGAAACUUCCCUCAGUUCAAAACAAAUCAAAAACCUUAAUAGAAAACGAAAAGCGGAAACGGAAAAUGAUGCUACACUUAAAGAAAUCUUCAAAUUGCAGCCAUUUCUUAAGGAAAUACAAAACAAUUUCUUACCACCACAAGAGAACUGUGAAGAUCUGCCACGUUUAUGGGAGGAGCAACAAGAAUUUCCCCAGUUUCGUGGGGCAAACGCCACAAAUGAAUUCCAAAUAACCCAAUUUGACAAAAAAGAUUAUAUUAUUCCCCCCAAAACAAAAUUCCUUAAUUACAAUAUCGAAGAUUUACCCAAAUUACUGCUAGAGCUAGAAACAUAUGACUUAAUAACUAUGGAUAUGCCGUGGCAAAAUAAAUACAUUAAACGUUUGAAAAAAGUCAACACUUCGUUAGCCUAUCAAAUGCUUGACAAUGACACCCUAAAAAAGAUGCCCAUACCUCAACUCAUACAUACCAACACCUUGGUGGUACUGUGGUGCACCAAUGCCCUACAACACCGCCAAGCUCUAGAACAGGAGUUCCUGCCGUACUGGAAUCUACAAUUGGUACACACUUUAAAAUGGUUUAAAAUAAACACCGCUGGUGAAUUGAUAAGUCCGCCCAAACCGGAGGGCUUUAAACAACCCUAUGAAUUGGUGUAUAUAGCCUGUCAUAAAGAUAGAGAUUUAUUAGAAUUGAAAGAGCUCACAAUGGUGGAUUUCCUGAUAAGUAUACCCAGUAUUAUACACUCUCAUAAACCUCCCUUAGUGGAAUGGCUAAAGAAAUUUCUACCGAGUAGUGAGAAUUUUAAGGGUUUAGAAAUUUUUGCCCGUUAUUUACAGCCUCAAUUCACCUCAAUUGGUUUGGAAGUUUUAAAAUUAAUGGAUAAACGUUUGUACGAGGCGGAAGGUGGUGUGGAAAUGGUUAAAGAAAAUUAGUUUAAGAAUUGUUUGUACAAAUUUUAUUAAAUAAACUGAUUUCGAUUAGAAACAAA